CACAUACUGUGACGUAGUGCGCAUACCAAGGACGCUACUUCGUGUUGUGGCCUGUGGAUGUAACGCAGGACUUCAAGGUAUCGACGAUAUAUAAGAUACACUGCGAGUGAUUAAAAAGACAUAGAAGACUCAGUUUUUGUCGAAAUGGACACCGAUGGGAAGGCAGACAGUGAUUCUAUGAUGCACCAGGCUCAGCAUAUAUGGUCAAUGCUGGAUGACAUGGCCAACUCCGACCCCAAGGCUUACAAAAACUUCAUAGACAAACAUAUUAAGGAGGGCCAAGAGUUUAUGUCACCGCCCACACCACAUAUGUGUGUUCAGACCAUGAUGCUACCAGAAAGAAAGACCUUCUUCAUCAAUUUUUGUUCCUGGGCAAGGGUACCAGUACCUAAGUCACCAGAGGACGCUGUACCCGUCACUGGUACCGAUAUCACGGAAGGAAGAGAUAAGUACGGAUUUUAUUCAAUGACAUCUUGUGCAUUCAACCCCAAAGUUAUUGAAGAGUAUGGCCAUGACACGAAAUCUUUAGUAGAUCGAGAGACGCUGAUAAAUUUGGCUAUUGAUUUCAUCCAACAUCAACAUAAAGUCGAAAUUUCAAGGAGUUUUACCUUGCUCCCAAAAGACAUUCAACACAAAGGAGAGAUAGACGUUCUCAAUCAAAGUUUUUCGAAAAAAGCACAAAAGAGUGAACAGGAAUUUGAAGAACAAUUAUCAGAAUUAGAAACAAGUUUUGGACCACUGGCAGCCGGUGCCAAAAAUUCCUUAUUAAAUAAAUUAGCAAAUAUAUCAACAGAAGAAAGCAGAAAUUCCAAAAAAUCAAACGGAAAGAGCACGGGGACAACAUACGACUCUCCUACUAUCAAAAUGCCGAAUCAGACCGAGGUGAAGAAAGCCGGGAUCAUUGAGGAGAUUUCCUCUCAAAGUAACACCAGAUUGACUUGUCCUGUAUAUACGAUGGACUCUGUACAGGAUGACGGUGGGAACAUUAAUCGUGUCGUCGUUAAGAUUCAGUUACCAGGAGUAAAGAGUGUGAAUGACUGUCAACUUGAUAUAUCAAAGGAUGACCUUCAGCUGACCGUAGAAAACUGUUACGACCUUCACCUGGUCCUGCCUUGUCAGAUAAUGGAUGAUGAUGCUGUAGCCAAGUUCAGCAAAAAGGCUUCGGUGUUGACAGUAACUUUACCAGCAGUGGGGAAAUUGUGACAGUGAAACCGGAUACCUUGUAUUUCAUAUUUCAUCUCAAAGUAAAACACUCAGGUCAAACCAGACGCUUUGUAAAUUGACAAUGAUAAAUUAUUAUAAAGUAAUUAUCUCCCUUGAAUACAAAGACUGUGAAAACAGAUAAUGUGUAUUACAUUUGUUCUAAACGCUUUCAGAAUCAAUGUGGUAUGUAUUUGUUGAUUUUUCUAUAUACUGCAAACUAGGAGAAAUCAGUUUUACCCAGCCUGUCCAUUUAACCCCUAGCUGACAAUAUAAUUUGCAUGUCAAUCUUUUGUUUUAAAACAACCUGAUCAAAUAUAUAAAACUCAUAUACAAUGUACUUGAUGAAUUAUUGAAAAAUUGAAUACAAUUAUGCAGAAGGCUAAUAAGAAAGCUGAAAUUGAAAAUAUUUUUCAUAUCUGAUAUGUUUUAUUUAUUUUUGUAUGUUUAUAUCAUAUCAUUUGUCACAUCAAUGUAAAUAUAUACAUUUUUAGAUUACUUCAUUAAAUGAAUACCAUACCGUGA
Messenger RNA from Pecten maximus, 1725 nucleotides. RefSeq names its product PIH1 domain-containing protein 2-like. Lineage: Eukaryota; Metazoa; Mollusca; Bivalvia; Pectinida; Pectinidae. Gene Ontology annotation, cellular component: ribonucleoprotein complex; R2TP complex; cytoplasm. Gene Ontology annotation, biological process: box C/D snoRNP assembly; rRNA processing. Bases 145 to 1203 code for a protein of 352 amino acids. The transcript has 5 exons. The record is from RefSeq and is a predicted model, not a curated record.